CCCCGCUAUAAAAAACAGGCCUCGCCACCCCCCUCUCCUCACUCCAUCCUUGCACUCACAGCAGCAGCAGCAGCAGCACAGCGAAGCAGCCCCACGCGCAUCUCUGGUCUAGCGAUCGAGGAGAGGAGAGGAGGCGAGCAGCAGCGAUGGCGAGGUCUACCAAGAUGAUGGCGGCGGCCCUGCUGGUCCUGGCCGUGGCGGCGGCGACCGCCGAGGCGAGGAACAUCAAGACAGCGGAGGACAAGAAGCAGCAGAACGACGACGCGGCGGUGCAGCCGCAGACCUUCCCGCCCUUCGACCGCCUCGGCGGCGGCAUGGGCAUGCUCGGCGGCGGCAGCCUCCCGGGCAGCAGCAUCCCGGCAUUCUCCCUCCCCGGCAGCGGCGGGAUGAGCCCGGGCUUCUUCCCCGGAACCGGCAGCAUCGGCAGCAUGCCCCUCUUCGGCGGCGGCUCCCCCGGCUUCGGUGGCUUGCCUGGCUCCCCAGUCGCCGGCGGCUCCGUCCCCGAGCACGCCACCAAGCCCUGAAGUCCUUCGCCGGAGCCCGGGCUAUAGUUCCUUCCUCGCCGUCGUCGUGCAUGCGUGGCUGGUUUGGUUGGCCGGUCGGCUUCCCCGUUCAUCUGUGCAGUUAGGCUUGCACCCUACGUCUAGCUAGCUAUAACUUGUGUGUUCUACUGCUUCUAGUUACCUUCUCGCAUUGCAUUGGAGAGAGUUGGGGAUGUGUUGGUUAUUGUGUUUGAUUUGUUGCUUGGUUGUUAGGUUAAGGGUAUCGUCAAUGGUGUCUGUGUUCUUGGUGUUGUACUGGUGAUGUUCUUCAGGCGUGAAUAAUGCUCAUGUGAUGUUGUGUGUUGUGGGAUUUGGUGUAAUGUAAGCUAGUUUUCGUUGUCAUUCUGUGCUAUAUGAAUGGUUGGCAGAUUUAAAAUUUGAACGUCA
This is a messenger RNA of Panicum virgatum (switchgrass), 929 nucleotides long. Its product is annotated as MFS18 protein-like. The record is from RefSeq and is a predicted model, not a curated record. Bases 147 to 524 code for a protein of 125 amino acids. NCBI's taxonomy places the organism in Eukaryota, Viridiplantae, Streptophyta, Magnoliopsida, Poales, Poaceae. The transcript has a single exon.